AUGGCGGCCAAGGCACUCUCCCCUGCGGAGGUGGAGCUGGUGAACUCCCUGACGGAAGACGAUAUCCCGACCAAGCUGCGCUGUGCCAUCUGCAGCAAGUUGGCCGUCAACGCUUUCAAGCUGCCGUGCUGCGAGCAGCUCAUUGACGAGAACUGCCAUGCGACGCUUCCCUCGACAUGUCCCGUGUGCGAACACACGCCGCUCUCUGCGGCCGACUGCAAUCCGAACAAGGUGAUGCGGUCGACGAUCCGCGUCUUCAUCAAGACGGAACUCAAGAAGCGCGAAACAAACCGCGCAAAGCAGACCAAAGACGCGACACCGGUCGCGCCGGCCACGCCUGUGGAGUCGGCGGCGGCUCCGGCGGCGGCGGCGACAGCGGCAACUGCGAUGGACGGGGUGGCUGUGGCUACAAGUGCAGUGGGAGAGGCACAGCAAGGCCAGGAACAAAGCCAGGGCCGGGGCCAGAUGCAGGGCCAGGGCACCAAUCUUUCUUCAUCGUAUUCUUCAAAACCUUUGGAUAAUGCUCAGUCUCAGUCGGGAGCCGAAGAUUCACAAAUGCAAGACAAUGGCCAAGCAGGCGCAAGGCAGCAAGAAGAUGAUGUCCCCGCCGACGGGGCUGCUCUCGCCAGCGGCGACAACAACCUUAGUGCUGACACAGCUAACCAAACUACAACUGCGAUCGCAGCAUCACAAGGCAACAAUGCCACAGCAGAGCCAACGCAACAAGACGGCACAGAGCCCAUGGCAGACGGCGACGCCGAACAGGCACCCGCCGGUGAUGGCCAAACAGUCGAUGCCCAAGAGGGCCAAGAUGCCGCCACAGGUGAUGCCGGCAACCAGGUCGCCGGCGGCAAUGCAAAUGGCAUGGGCGGAUUCAACAUGCCGGGCGCGAACGGUGCCUUUCCGGGCAUGAACAACGGCAUGGGCGGCGAUAUGAACCAGAUGCAGAUGAUGAUGGCCAUGCAGAACGGCAUGAUGCCGGGCAACUUUGGUUUCCCUAUGAUGGGCAUGCCUGGUAUGAGCGUGGAUGCGUCGAUGCAGGGUAUGUUUAUGAAUGGCGGGUUUCCGAACAUGAUGGGUAGCGGGUUUGGCGGUGGGCAGCAAGCAUGGAAUGGCGGCCAAGACAAUUUCAAUCAUCCAAAUGCUUCGGGCAUGGGUAACGGGGAUUUCGGGUCGUAUAACGGUGCCUACAACCAGGGCUACAAUCAGCAGGGUAACUUUGGCUACCAAAACCAGAACCAAUUCAAUAACUAUCGCGGUUUUGGGCGUGGAAGAGGCCGCGGGCGCGGGUAUUACAACAGCAACUACAACGCCGGCCGUGGUGGCUUCAACAACAUCUACAACAACCACGGCUAUUAUAAUGGCGGCAACGGCUAUGGGCCCAACGGCAUGAACGGUAUGAACGGUAUGAACGGUAUGAACGGCAACAACUUCCAGUUCCAAGGCCAGAGCAACUUUGGCCAGCAUCAGGGACAGGGACCAAACGGCUUCGGCAAUGUCAAUGUCAAUGGUAACGGCAACAGUGAAGAAAGCCAGGACAAUGGUAAUGGUAGCGCCGAGGGCAAUGCAAAUGGCGACGACACUGAAAUGACCGACAAGGGUGCUGUCCAGGCCCAGAAUGGACCGAAGCAGUCAGUAGAGGAUGACUCCGGCGCACCCAACGAGUCCACUGAUAAGACGCCGACAUCUUCGAUUCCUACCUUUGAGUCGCGCGACGGCGGCCAGUCCAUCCCGAACGGCGCUCAAGGCGGCUUUGCUUCUUACGGCCAGUUUGGCAUGGGUGGCGCUGCGCGUGUCCUUGGUCCGGCCCCAGAUGUACCGCUUAACGCCCCCAGCGGUCCCAAGGCCAUGCGCCAGGGUCUGCCCAACACCAGCACACUGCACCUCCGCGCGCGCGGCUUUCUCACCGACGACCGCCCGGUCGCAACCACGAAUGGCUUGGCCCACAACAGCCCGACCGUUACGGAACACAGUGGCCACGGCCGGUCGCGAAGCAACUCGGUCAGCACCAAACGCCGCGACCGUGAUCAUGAUCGUGAUCGCCAUCGGGAGCGCAGCCGCGACCGUAGUCGUGACCGCGAUCGUCGUAAUGGGCACCGGCACGGCGACCGACAUGAGAGUGGCGGCUUCAAGCGCGAACAGUCCACCGGCCGUGACCUCGACCCCGACCACGACCAAAAGGACACGCAGGGCGUGGGUGUGCUGGCCGUCGACAAGCGCACGAGCAACGAUCCGGACCUCGACUAUGAGCAGCACGAUGACUGGGACGAUGGCCCCACGCGCGACCACCACGACAACGGCGAUGACGAACGCGGCCGGUCUGGAUCGCGGUCCAGCCACGGCCGCCGGCGCGAACACUCGCGCGAUUCACUGACACUGGAGGAUGCUGACCAACCCGAAGAAGAAGAAGGGGGUACAGACAAGCCGCACGGUACUGGGGCUCGACCGCGGCGUAAGAACCGUGGUGGACGGAAGAACCGACGCAAGCGUGAGAACCGCCUUGCCGAGGAGGAGCGGUCAGCCGCCAAGGCCUCUGCCGAUGCAGCGGCAGCAGUGCGCACGCGGUCCAUGUCGCCCCUCGACGAGUCGCGACGGUCUGGCGGCCAUCGCAGCCACCGCGACCGCGACACGGAUAAGAGACAUGACCGCGAGCACCACGACCGUGACCGGGCUCGUGACCGUGAUCGAGAGAGGGAACGGGAACGGGAACGGGAACGGGAUCGUGGCCGUGAUCGUGAUCGUGAUCGUGACGACUACCGCCGUCGGUCUCACAGAGACAGCGACCGCGAUCGAGACCGCAGCCGGGACCGCGGAAAAGACAAGGACCGGCGCGACAAGGACCGCAGCGACCGCAGCGACCGUCGCGACCGCAGUGGCCGAGAUCGAGACCGAGACCGAGACCGCGACCGAGACCGCGAGAGGGAUCGCGAUCGGGACAGCGGCCGCGACAAGGGCGGCGGCAGCAACGGCACCGAGACAACGAAGGGCGCGGCCGCGACUGGUGGCAGCAGCGAUCCGUAUGCUGCCGAGCGCGAGAGACGGACGCGAGAACGUGUGGCCGCCGAGGCACAGAAGCGGGCCGGCAUAUCAAGCUUGGUCGCCGGGUCGAAGCGCGGCCGUGACGACGUUGACGAUGGAAACGCUGGUGCAGGAGGUGGAGGGGGUGGAGGAGGUGGAGGCAGUGGUGGAGGCAGUGGACGGCGCAGCCGACGAAAGGGUCGCCGUGGUGAAGCUAUCGUCGCAGAAGAUGCCGGCGAUCGGUCGCGGCGAGGCGAGGCCGAGCGCGAGAGCCACCGCUAG
Messenger RNA from Sporothrix brasiliensis 5110, 3300 nucleotides. RefSeq lists its product as uncharacterized. The record is from RefSeq and is a predicted model, not a curated record. Bases 1 to 3300 code for a protein of 1099 amino acids. Lineage: Eukaryota; Fungi; Ascomycota; Sordariomycetes; Ophiostomatales; Ophiostomataceae. The transcript has 5 exons.